GUAAAUGAUGAUUUCUAGUCGUCGAAAUAUGUUGUCUCAUGAGAAGAGCAAUUAUGAGGAUAAUUCUUUAUAGAGAAAUACAUAGAAAAUGUUGAUGGAAGUCGCCUUUUUCGAAGGGGCAGUGGUUGGAUGCAGAGAGUCGAUGUAACCUUACUCGCUGGCAGAGGUCGACUUUUAACUUCGACGCAAUCAACAUUAACAUAAAACUGAUAACGGGAAGUAGAUAAAAAUGCCGGAAAUGCCGUCGAGUCUUGAGUUAAGGAAGCAUUGGAUCAUUGAUUGGUGUAAUUGUGCUGUGUGAGUACUUCAUCUUCGAGAUGACUGAUGUUGGACAAUCAUUUUGUCCCCAUAAUUUUCUAACUCAACGUGGAGGUGGUGUAGGAAAUAUUGACGAACGGCGCUUUCCGAGCCCUGAAAAAGGGGAGAUGAAAGACAAAUUAGCUUUCACAGAAAACAAGCUGAGAAACCUGGAGGAGAAACACAUGAAACUCUGGGAUGAGCAUCGAAAGCUUCAAGUCGAGCACACUCGAAUUAUUAUGGAUGUGAUUUUGCUUUUGCUUAUUAGGAUCUUCAUUAGAGUAGACAGUGAAAGCACCAGUCUCCUUCAUGUUAUAGCCUAGUCGCAAUACAACUGACUUCUCGAAAGGACAUUACAUGAAACGACAUGAUUACAUCUCUUACUCUUUCGAUUUUCUAACUCGAGCGACCUGAUUAAAGUGUACAAGCAGAGGAGUGACAUUCUGAAACCUUUCUAUCUGGGGGUGAAGGACCUUGUAUCCG
Messenger RNA from Amoebophrya sp. A25, 780 nucleotides. The record is from the annotation of a GenBank genome assembly. NCBI's taxonomy places the organism in Eukaryota, Dinophyceae, Syndiniales, Amoebophryaceae.